AUGCUUGAUAUUACGCAAGCUUUGUUUGGCACUCGCGCCGCUCAAUCACGAUACCUCGCGGAGAAAGCCUGGGCAAGCUUCGUUGCACUGGACAACUCUUUACCGCAAGAUGUGUGGGAUGUCGUUUGGGAUGAUUCUGUCGGGCACACUCUGGCAAGUUUUGUCGCAGCAGAUAUCCCGAUAGAGGCAUGCCACGCGCUCCUGCGGAGUUGCAUGCUGGGUCGCUCGGUGCACGAGAUGCGUCUACCUCUGAGUACGGAGGCUGGAGCAAUAUUCGAAGAAUUGCGGAUCUGGCACGCGAGUUGGCAGCUUGCCAAAGCUACGCAUGUGAUUUUUGAUUUUGAGAACAACUUUGGCUGGCACGCACUGCCAGCAAACGACCCUGCAUGGAAGUCCGAACAAUUUCUUGAAGAUUGGAUGGGAAUUGCGCGCGGUGGGUGCCGUGGCGAGGAUCAAGCAGAGAGGUUUAAUAUACUCUCUGGACCGUUAGUGCCUUCAGAACUUGCAUCGCAGGUCGAAGUUUUGUUGCCCCCAGAGUAUAAGCUGAUUUCGAUCGCAGGCUCAGGCACUGAGGCUGUGGAAUCAUUCUAUGAUAUUGCGAACAGCUACCUUACAGCUCGGAUUGGCAUGCCUGUGCCUGAUGCCAAGCUCCUCUUCUUCCGGGGUGCUUAUGUAGGUGGCGCGCACGGGCUUCAAGGGGCAAACGGCACCCGCGAUAUUGCCAGGCAUGCUAUUUCACCCUCGCGCGUUGAAGAUGGCCACAUGAUAGACGACGGUCCUUACACCCGUGCGGCCCUUGAUGAUUGGGAGGCCUUGUUAGAUGGCCGCUAUGAAAACAGUCCAGAAAGCGCAGCCCUGACGAAGGCCGAGCAAGACUGCCUGACUCGCAUCGAAGUGCAGGUUGAGCGUCUUGAAGCUGCGGGCUAUCACGUAGGCGGGGUUGUGGUGGAGUACGUCCUCGCAAGGACUCUGGUAGGUCUGCGUCCUUCAUUCGUCAGCGGCCUCCGACAGCUUCUGCAUGCGAAGCAUUGUUUGCUCUUUGAGGACGCCGUCAUGGUCGGUUUGCGGACUGGGGCGCCUUUCCUGGGAUCAGCAUGCUCCAGUGCACAACCCGAUUUUGUUGCCAUUGGCAAAGCAUUUGGAUUCUCAGGUGUGCUCGAGAACACGCAGCGCAAUCUAAGGCUGCGCAUUGGAUCAGAAAACCUGAACGGCUAUCUCACCUGUCGUAUUAGCUGCGCGGAUGUGUUGCGAGCCACCACUGUGCUACGUAGCAUUCACAGCAGGGGACUCAUGCUCAAUGCUCAUGAGAGAGGCCGGCGCCUGAAAAUGCGCUUGCGGCAGCAGGGCCUCGUGGUCUGGGGCUUGGGCCUUAUGCUUGGCUACGAUAACGAACGUGGGCUGAUGCUCAAUGCCAAGGUUCUCUUUUCGCGGUGCCUGCCCACUCUGGCGUUUGAUGAGAGUGGGGGCGGAGAUGUGGACAAAGUGUAUGCAGUUGGCGGUGCCGACGCCAAGCGCGUGGCCGCUCGAUUUGUUGCGCUAAAAAUCGAAGAGUGCGGUGUUGUUGGAGAGGGUGUCGCUGAGGCAAGGAAGGCGGCUCACGCCAGUCCCUUUUUGAACAUCCUGAUGAUGCAGGGCGCUGCCAGCGACUUUGUUGUGGGUCGGCGGAUUUUAUGCCAGUUCCUUAUGGUAGCACGAUGGCUGUAUCCGAACAAAGCUCGGUAUGGUCAUGUUGGGGCUGAUCUUGUUAAUGCUUUGGGGGCAUCUUGCGACAAUCUUGUAGCCAAGCUGUAUGUUGGGAAGACCUAG
Prorocentrum cordatum is the source of this 1806-nucleotide messenger RNA. NCBI's taxonomy places the organism in Eukaryota, Dinophyceae, Prorocentrales, Prorocentraceae. The record is from the annotation of a GenBank genome assembly.